CUUACACCGAAUGAACCAGUGUGCAGCAGCAAAAGUUGACAAGAAUGUAACAGAGGAAACAGUGAAGAUGUUGUUUUCGAACAUCGAAGAUAUCCUUGCAGUACAUAAAGAAUUCUUAAAAGUUGUAGAGGAGUGCCUACAUCCUGAACCUAAUGCUCAACAGGAAGUGGGAACCUGCUUUCUUCACUUUAAAGACAAAUUUCGCAUCUAUGAUGAAUAUUGUAGUAACCAUGAAAAAGCACAAAAAUUGCUCCUUGAACUUAACAAAAUAAGAACAAUUCGGACAUUUCUUUUGAACUGCAUGCUGCUUGGAGGACGAAAAAACACAGAUGUUCCCCUGGAAGGCUACUUGGUAACGCCCAUACAAAGGAUAUGCAAGUACCCUCUCCUUUUAAAGGAAUUACUGAAGCGGACUCCACGGAAACACAGCGACUAUGCAGCAGUGACCGAAGCCCUCCAAGCCAUGAAAGCAGUCUGUUCUAACAUAAAUGAGGCCAAGAGGCAAAUGGAGAAGUUAGAAGUUCUGGAGGAAUGGCAGUCUCACAUUGAAGGCUGGGAGGGGUCCAACAUUACUGACACCUGCACUGAAAUGCUAAUGUGUGGAGUUUUGCUGAAAAUUUCUUCGGGAAACAUUCAAGAACGGGUGUUUUUUCUUUUUGAUAAUCUUUUGGUGUACUGCAAAAGAAAACACAGACGAUUGAAGAAUAGCAAGAGCGCUACGGAUGGACAUCGAUACCUUUUUCGUGGCCGGAUCAACACAGAAGUGAUGGAAGUGGAGAAUGUAGAUGACGGCACGGCGGAUUUCCACAGCAGUGGACAUAUUGUUGUUAAUGGGUGGAAAAUACAUAACACAGCAAAAAACAAGUGGUUUGUGUGCAUGGCAAAAACACCUGAAGAAAAGCAUGAAUGGUUUGAAGCAAUUUUGAAAGAAAGAGAACGACGAAAAGUUUUAAAAUUAGGAAUGGAGCAAGAUACCUGGGUAAUGAUCUCUGAACAGGGUGAGAAACUUUAUAAAAUGAUGUGCAAGCAAGGAAAUCUAAUCAAAGACAGAAAAAGAAAACUGACUACGUUCCCUAAAUGCUUUCUUGGAAGUGAGUUUGUGUCAUGGCUGUUGGAGAUUGGAGAAAUUCACAAGCCUGAGGAAGGUGUUCACUUGGGACAAGCAUUAUUAGAAAAUGGAAUUAUCCAUCAUGGUAAUUAUUUUAGUCCUUUAUUUACUUAA
Messenger RNA from Fukomys damarensis (Damara mole-rat), 1222 nucleotides. Its product is annotated as phosphatidylinositol 3,4,5-trisphosphate-dependent Rac exchanger 2 protein-like. The transcript has 10 exons. Gene Ontology annotation, molecular function: guanyl-nucleotide exchange factor activity. Lineage: Eukaryota; Metazoa; Chordata; Mammalia; Rodentia; Bathyergidae. Bases 11 to 1222 code for a protein of 403 amino acids. Gene Ontology annotation, biological process: intracellular signal transduction. The record is from RefSeq and is a predicted model, not a curated record.